GCAAAAUCGUUCUGUAUGAAUACGCAGUAAUUCCCGAGUCCCCGUUCAGUUUAAACGUCAAAUAAGUGUCGAUAAAACUAACAGAAAUGGCAAUUACAUCCAUGAGGUGCAUCCUCGUCAUAUUUUUGGCUGCCGUUUGCUGUAAGUGCCAAUCAGACAACCCCGGUGCUUCUUCUUCUUGGGCGAAACUGCAAAUCUCACCUGAUACGUUAAGUUCCAUGAAGUACGGCAACUUUCUCGUUGAAAUUUACGAACACGCCAAUAAUCACAAGGCAACGACGACCGACAGUAAGAAAAAAUAUUUCUACUCCCCCAUUGCGCUACUGGACCACAAAAGUGCCGUUAGUAGAUUGAACAGAGUGACGAAACAACAAGAGAUGAGAUUUCGUGUGGAAAUGUGGAACGACAAAGUCGAAAAUGAAGUUGUGAAAUAUUUGAACGAAAUCGUCGGUCAUCAAAUCAAAUCAAAUCAAGUGAGAGUCAUUCCCUUGGAGAAGGUCAUUCUUACUAGCAACACACCCGCAACAGAUUAUUCGCUAUCGCCAGUGUGGACGAAUUAUGACAAGAGUAAAACUCUGAGACUUUCUCUGUCGUGUUUUGAACAGAAAAUCUGCGACGAACUGGCCAGUGAAAUGCGAUCCGACCCCGAACAAUUUGACCAUUUCAAACUUCUUUACAGUUUGUCAUCGCAGACGUCGCAAACCAAACAGACGACCAUCCGCAUCGACAGCGUCACUUCCGGUCAAAUGGUCUCGACUCUUUUACAGAAAUUUGGAGACAAAAAAGAAAUUUUUCUGACGGCCAACGACGAGAAGAAAAUGUUGACGGAAACGGCCACCAACAUCCGAAUGGACACAUUUGACGACUCUGAGGUCGGGUCGCCUGAUACGGAGUUUCAAAUUUCAAAUAUUUUAAAGGAUUUGCUGGUCACAUCCAGGACUACCAUCAAAGAGCAAAGUGACAAAAUGUGGGACUCUGUUUUUUGGAAUGAAGAUAAUUACCGGCCGGACAAGACGACAAAAACUUUGAACGAAAUCCUCAACAAACUGGACACGGAAACUCAAAAGAAAUUGGCGGACAUGUUUCAGAAAGCGGAGAGGCUGUCUGAAAUAACCGAAAAAUUAACUUCAAGUAAUAAAGACGAGGAAAGAAGACGUGAGGAACAAAUUCGUCGCGAAAAUCAAUCGAAAGAUGCAAAUGAAAAUGAAAGGAGAAGAUCAGAAGCAACGGACCAAGGGCAAACCAGCCGCAAUCAAACUCGCGAUGACAAGUCGAAUAUAAACAAAGUCGACACGGAAGUCGAUGGCGGUGGGUGGGGCAUUCAUUUUGGCGUUAAAGUCGGACCGGAAAAUAGUAACACGCACAAUGCCGAACGAGAAAACGAGAAGACUGACAGGGCAAAAACCAACUCUGAUGAACACGACAGAGAGUUAGAGAAUAAAGAAAUAAUCCAACACAAUUUCGACUCAAACAGUUGGGCUAACGCGGACAGAAUCAGUUCAGUCAUUUCAGGGAAAAUGGCACAAGAUUCCGAUAGCUCCCGGCGAGUCGAAAUUAUGAAAGAAGAAAUCGCAAAAUUAUUACAAGAAAGUAGAGACUACGUCCAAUGGGACGGAGAGAAAUUCGUGCCCAAACCGAUGCAACUGAGCCGAAUCAAUUUGGGCAAAUUUCGUGAUUCUCAAUCGUUUCAAGAUCGCAGCGUUCGUGUUCGUUACACGACCGCUGAACUGUCGGCACCGAUAAAAUUUUUAGAACACACAGAAUUGACCGUCACUGACGAAUGGAACAAUUUGAAGGAGGAACUCAAAGCCACUACUGAGCUGUUAAGUACAACUGUGAACAACUUGGUGAAGAUGAAUAUCGAACUGAGAAAUGCGAAGAGCGAUUUAACUAAAACGCGAAUUGAUUUUACUAAUAAAUUAGAAGGGACUAAAAAGGAGUUGGGGGAAACCGAAAUCGACUUGGAGAAAACGAAGACCGAUGUCAAUGAUCUCUUUAUAAAGUUAAAUGAGGCUAAGCAGGAUUCGGUGAAAACAAGUGCAGAUUUCAUCAAAACCGUCGAUGAUUUAUCUGCAAAAUUAAAUGCGACCGAAAAAGAAUUGGCGAAAACGAAAAUCACGACCGGAAAUUUGUCAUCUGAACUCAAAAAUUGUGUAGCGAAUUCGGAUCGAUUUGGUCAAGAAUUAAAAGUUACCGCCGAAAAUUUAAAAAAAGAUCUAAGAGCAACCUCAACUGAUUUGAAAACUACAAAAACAAGUUUGGCCUCAACGAGAACGGAAUUGAACAGAACAAAGUCCGCCGUUGCGGAUUUGGCCACCAAAUUUAAAGCCCGAACGAGUGAAUUAGUCGACAUUGGUAAAAUGCCAACCUCGUGUGCGGAUCUACAACGAACGGGACAUAAACUGAGCGGAUUCUUUUCCGUAAAAGGAGCGAAGAAGAUGGAAAUGAUUUACUGCAACUUUUUUGCUAAUCAAAAUGACAAACAGAAAUGGAUUGGAUACGCCGACGUCAAAUCUGCGCCCGUCCAUUUCUACGUCCAGAGAAAUUAUACAUUUUACAACGAAUCAACUCCGAUCCCGUUCGAUUUGGCGAUGGUGAACGAGGGAAAUGCCAUGGAUUUGACGUCUGGGAUCUUCACGGCACCGCGACCGGGAAUUUAUUUUUUCUCUUUCGCGGGAACGGCGCGUCUUUUAUCUUCGGCUUCGUUAAAUUCUUUUCUUUCUUUGAACAGUAAUCCAAUCGGGGCGAGUUUUGUUUCACAGAAUAACGACCCCGUUGAUCAAUAUAAUCCGGUGACCCUCCAGUCGACGCUGAACUUGAAAAAAGGCGAUCAAGUCUGGGUGGAGAUUUGGUACACUGGUUCAUCGUCUUUGCAUGACGACAGUUCCCACCACACCCAUUUCACGGGUUUUAUGUUGGGGGAGGAAAUUGUGGCGUCACUUUGAGGUUCAACUUCAUCGGCGACACGAAAAAUUUUCGACCCAAACAUUUUUGUUUCAUAUCGACACGAACAUUGUGGGAAGGGAAUUUUAGAUGGGGGGGGGGAGGGAUUGAAAAUUCAAAAGUUACAAAAUACAGGUGGACAAGAAAUGUGAGAAAAUUCAUUCGCCUCUAAUUCCUUUACAGAUUGAAAUUUUCAAAUAAUUUGUUUAGUAAUCGUUCAAAAAAAUGGGCUUUUCUAUCUCUAAAAAUAAGGGCAAGGGACGUGAAAACUCUAUUUGAUUGCCAGAUAUAAAAAUUGCAUAUUUUUUAAUAAAAAAAUGUCGCUUGUAAUCAAAACGAAAACGAUGCAACUACACAUCUCGUCUAUCUUUAAUAAAAGUUUUCCACUAUU
Molecule: messenger RNA, 3334 nt
Organism: Daphnia pulex (common water flea)
Lineage: Eukaryota; Metazoa; Arthropoda; Branchiopoda; Diplostraca; Daphniidae
Product: myosin heavy chain, muscle-like
Exons: 9
Coding region: 87-2945 (952 amino acids)
Molecular function (GO): protein binding
Source: RefSeq, a predicted model, not a curated record